AGAGAAGUAACACAGGUAGUUCAAAUUUCAAUGGCAUUUGUUUGCUUUCACUCAAAUAAUUUAUUAUUCAGAGAGUUUGCCACAGCAGCAGGAUGCAUUCAAAUACUGUAUAUCCAGAGUACCAGGAUGUUGAAGCCUAUUCUGUUACUUCUCGAGCAACUUCACGUUGGGGAUCGGAAGUUUCAUUAGCUCCCAGACAAUACAAGGAAAAAGUCUGUGGAGGCUGUGUCACCAGGAGAUGUCUACUAAUUAUUUUUGGAUCACUGAUUAUGAUAGGGUUAAUAGCAGCUGCAAUUGCUCUCGGUAGCGUAUAUGGAAUCCCACCUAGAGACACUGGACUCUACACACGAACCUGCAGCUUACAGUCCAACAGCAGUGGCUUCCUGUGUGAUGACCGCACCACCUGCUUAACAGCUUCAAGGAUAUGUGACGGCAAGGUAGACUGCCACAAUGGAGAAGAUGAAUCAAAAUUAUACUGUGGAAAUCUACCUCACAGUCUUCCCAGUGACUUGGUUUUCAUGUGUGCUAAUAAAAUCUCAUGGACCUACAUUGACAAUGUAUGUGAUGCUAAGAAUGACUGCGGAGACUGCUCUGAUGAAACAACUAAGAAGUGUCUCUCCUGCCUUGGGUGGAGAUGCAAUACUGUUUUCUUCAAAGACUGUGACUGCAUCCCUAAGUCACGCUGCAAGGAUACAUUUCAAGACUGUGACGACUGGAGUGAUGAAAAUGUCUGUCAACCAUAAAAUAAUUAAUUGUG
Messenger RNA from Erpetoichthys calabaricus (reedfish), 757 nucleotides. Its product is annotated as low-density lipoprotein receptor class A domain-containing protein 1-like. The transcript has 6 exons. Gene Ontology annotation, molecular function: protein binding. Bases 93 to 743 code for a protein of 216 amino acids. The record is from RefSeq and is a predicted model, not a curated record. Lineage: Eukaryota; Metazoa; Chordata; Cladistia; Polypteriformes; Polypteridae.